CUUUGAUCGCCUCCCUCCCUCCCUCCCUCUCUCUCUCUCUCUCCACCACCACCACCACCAUGAGAUGCCGACACCGCCUUGUCGUACUCCGGCAACCAUCCUAGCGAAAGAAACAAAUAUAGGGUCGACCAUUUCUCGUCUGUAAUUUGGUUCAUGUUCUUGGUUUUACUCGUAUUCAUAACAUUUAGCCAUCUAAGUUAGAUUUCCAUGGCAGAAAGGGAUGGCGAUGCGCGGGUCCAGACCGUCAUCUGCCUCUUCUUUCUGUGCGUCGUCACGGGUGGCGUCUUCCUCUGCCUCUACAUUUUCCUUCCCGAGACCGAAUCCAACAGCUGGUUUUACCUCGCCGGCAUAGUCCUCGAGGCCAUUCCAUGGUGCUUUUGGCUUCUUGGUUAUCUCUACUCUUGUUUCCGGCCUAGACCCGCAAAUGAUCCGUCAAAAGGGUUCUCCGCUCGUGUAAAUAGCACUGCUGUGGCGCCGGUGCCAGCGCCCGUGAAUAAUCCGCAGUCACCAGCAAAAGAUUCCCCUCACAGCGAGGACAACGAUGAUGACGAGCAAAGGCGCGUCCAUUUUGGCGCUGUGAUUGUGAUGGGGAAUGAGGAGCAAAACGGACAUCAAUCAGGUGUUGAAGGGCUCAAUAAUGAUGCUCUGGGAAAUGGAGAAGACGGGGGCGAUCAUUCUCAUAGCAACACGGGGUCGACUUCAAGCACGCUGAAUGAUCACGACCUGUCGAUCGGUUCAAGGGAAAGCGAGAUGCCAUUGACUCUUGGGGCUUCCUCUUGUAAAUGAACCUUUUGUGAAGGUUAAUGUCACACAUUUCUGAUGCA
Messenger RNA from Rhodamnia argentea, 824 nucleotides. RefSeq lists its product as uncharacterized. The record is from RefSeq and is a predicted model, not a curated record. NCBI's taxonomy places the organism in Eukaryota, Viridiplantae, Streptophyta, Magnoliopsida, Myrtales, Myrtaceae. The transcript has a single exon. The coding region runs from base 208 to 786 and encodes 192 amino acids.